Molecule: messenger RNA, 786 nt
Organism: Symbiodinium sp. CCMP2592
Lineage: Eukaryota; Dinophyceae; Suessiales; Symbiodiniaceae
Source: the annotation of a GenBank genome assembly
AUGCGGCGUGGAUUGAGCGCCCUGCUGCGAGACCGGGGAGGCAGGAUGCUGCCGAGCUGCAGGCUCUUUUGCCUCUUGCUUCUCGUGCAGCAUCACGUAGCGGACGCAGCCUUGAGCUGCGACGCAGAGGACGCCGAAGCAAAGGCGGCAGGGGAUGCAUUUCCUCUCUGUGUCUUUCUAUCCUCGGACCCAGUGCGACGGAUGGUCUUUCAGAUUAAGGUGGAGGAGUCGGCAGAGCUGGUGCUGAAGGACUCGGACAGCAUCGCCUUACAAAACAGCAGCAUCUAUGCGUGGGUCUCCAGAUCCCAAUCUGGCCCCGCUGAUCCGACAGAUUGCAGCAACGAUACAGAGACCGCCUCCAGAGGCGGCAACGUAAGCUGCCCACAGAUCUACGCGAAUGCAGACAACAUCGCGCAGCUGACCAACCUCGUAAUCAACCUACGGGAUGGACGCGUCAGCUCUUUUGUGUGGGACAAUGGCUGCAGCGGCUGCGCUCCCUCCAGAUGCAUGACAGGCAGUGAAAGUUACAAUGUGGAGGACUUCACUGCUGGAGCAUCUAUGUUCAAGCAAGGUACCUGCGGCAAGGCCAGGGACGACUGCAUAGGCAACCAGAAUGCCUGUGACUUGAAGAUCUUCGUGACCUGGGCAGGCACUGACAAGCAGGGGAGGAACCUUGUCUCGGCCGGGACGCGACUGUCGAAGCUGGCAGGGCCGACGCUGCGGUCGCUCUUCGAGACGAUGCAGGAGGGCUACAACAUGGCCUCUCAGGCCGUCACGUCGCGCUGA